AUGAUGCAUAUUCUCGGACAUAAUAAUUUAGCUGGGCACGUUGUUGGGAUGAUAACUGGUUACUUAGUAUAUCAUAUGCAAGAAAAUGGAAAACCCAUUGGAAAUAAUAAGAUAUUUUCGUUACUCACGUGGCUCAUGUGGUGCGCAUUGCCUGUGAUAAUUUAUGUAUUCUGGUUGGGGAGGAUGUUUUAUAUUGAUGGGUAUGAAGUAUCGCUUGCAUUCAAAUUGCUGUAUGCAGCCACGCAGAGAGUUUUGGCGGGAUCAAUCGCCACGAGUAUAAUUUUUGGACUUGUCUUUAGGCUAAAUGAUACUCUGUGCAGCAUAUUCGAGUGGCGUGGCUGGGUGAUUCCUAGCAGACUUUCGUAUGCGGUUUUAUUAGUCCACAUGAACAUCGUUUCUGUAAUUCUUGGAACCAAAACGCAAUUAGGACAUUCCUCCACCUUUUUUGCGUUGCUGAAUUAUUUUAGUAUUGUAACGAUGUCAUUCCUUUUAGCUUUACCGCUUUAUUUAACCGUCGAAGCGCCAAUUAGCAAGAUGGUAAAGAGAAUGACCGACCAGCAAGAUAACCAGUAUUCUAAGAAGAAAAAAAACUAA
Messenger RNA from Parnassius mnemosyne (clouded apollo), 594 nucleotides. The record is from the annotation of a GenBank genome assembly. NCBI's taxonomy places the organism in Eukaryota, Metazoa, Arthropoda, Insecta, Lepidoptera, Papilionidae.